AUGAAUAGAGCUUCAAACGUUUGUAUGCACAAAGAAGAACUCUCCAAGUACUGCAUUGGAGAUAGCAUCGUUAUCACGCCGACUAAAGCACUAAUGAUCGUUGGAGCAAUCUUUUUGAUUGGAUUUGUCAAUCCAAUCUUGGAAGAGUUUUAUUGGAGACUUUUCGCAGUGGAAAUUCUCAAGACAGGUGAAAGUGACGAAUCUAGCAAUAAUAUAUCUGGCAGGAAGGCUCAAGACUCAUCUAAACUUGUCUGGCUGACUUCUUUUGCUUUCGGACUUCACCACUUCUGGAUGCAGUGCAGUGUCCCUCAACCCUUUUGAUGUUAUCUUGAGAAUGGAGUCCCUGGAGGAAUCGGUUUCAUUUUUGUAUGAAUGAUACUAGGACUUGUGUUUCAUUGGCAGAAGAACCGUGGAGGAAUGUUUAACGCAUGGCUAGUUCACUUCGGCCUCAAUAUUGGCCAGUUGUUCUGUAUGUAUCUUGAGAGCGUUGUCAAUGCUGAAGUAGCAAUUCUUUAAAAGGAUAC
This is a messenger RNA of Moneuplotes crassus, 524 nucleotides long. Lineage: Eukaryota; Ciliophora; Spirotrichea; Euplotida; Euplotidae. The record is from the annotation of a GenBank genome assembly.